GAGAGAGAGAGGAGCGAGGACGCACAGAGGAGCUGACGGAGCAUUAAUGACAUACUGGCCGGUUAGAGUUACAGGGAUGCAGUUUUAGCCACAAUCCACCACUGUUUCAAGCUCCAAUCUGCGGACUUGAGCGCGCCGAGCACUGGGAACAAUUUCGCCAUUUGACAGAGGCUUAUAGUGGAUUAAUUUAUUCUCAACAAUGGGUUUGGGACGAUUUGACGUGAAGACGCCGGGGACAGCAGAGCUCCUCGCCCGCUCAGUCCUUUGUAUGAUCGGACUAUUACUCACUUUUUCUCAGCCUGUCUGUGAGGCGUUCAACUUGGACGUGGAGAGCCCAGCUGUUUACAGCGGACCUGAGGGGAGCUACUUCGGAUACUCUGUUGACUUUUAUUUGGCUGAUUCUGCCAGUGCAAGUGUGGUAAUAGGAGCGCCAAAGGCCAACACAUGGCAGGUAAAUGUUACGGAGGGAGGAUCGGUCUUCUACUGUCCAUGGAGUUUCAACCAGUCAGAUUGUCAUACCAUCGCGUUUGAUCCUGAAGGGGAUCGCACUGUCUUUAUCAAUGACACAGAACAUAAGAUCGAUUUCAAGUCCCACCAAUGGUUCGGCGCCACUGUGCGAUCACACGGUGACACAAUUCUGGCCUGCGCCCCCCUUUACUCCUGGAGAACGGAAAAGGAUGACCCCCGCUCUGACGCUACAGGAACAUGCUACCUCUCAGCGCAUAAUUUCACAAAGUUUGUGGAGUAUGCUCCCUGUCGAACAGAGAUCAGUGAUGCGAUGGGACAGGGCUACUGUCAGGGAGGAUUCAGUGCUGACUUCACAACGGAUGGCAAAGUGGUAUUAGGAGGACCAGGCAGCUACUACUGGCAAGGUCAGGUUAUCUCUGCAGCUAAGGAGGACAUCAUUAAAGCAUACUACCCAGGCUAUUUCAUGCAGUCUGUGGAGAACCAGAUCCAAACCAAACAGGUCCAGGCUAAACAUGACGACAGCUACCAAGGCUACUCAGUUGCUGUUGGGGAAUUUAGUGGCGAUCAGGUGGAGGAUUUUGUGGCUGGCGUUCCAAAAGGACUCAAGCUUUACGGUUCGGUGUCUAUCCUGAACGGUACAGAUCUGAAGACCAUGAUUAACUACACUGGCGAGCAGAUGGGAUCAUAUUUUGGCUAUGCAGUGGCAACAACUGACAUCAACAGUGACGGGAUGGCUGAUCUGCUGGUGGGAGCACCGAUGUUCAUGGUCCGAGGCUCUGAUGGGCGUCUGGAAGAGAUGGGCCGGGUCUAUAUUUACCUUCAGCAAGGCCUCCUGAACUUGACACUCCUCCUACCUCACCUGACAGGCACGCAGGUCUUUGGGAGAUUUGGCAGCACCAUUGCCCCGUUGGGAGAUCUGAACCAGGAUGGUUUCAACGACGUGGCAAUCAGCGCUCCAUUUGGAGGUGAGGAUCGGCAGGGACUGGUCUACAUCUAUAACGGAUACUCAGGAGGUCUCAGGGAAAAUCCAUCUCAGGUGAUCGCUGGCCAGUGGGCCGCUGGAACUUUCCCUGCCAGCUUUGGAUUUGCUCUCAGAGGUGAUAAGGACCUGGACAUGAAUGGAUACCCAGAUCUCAUCGUUGGUGCGUUUGGUGUUAAUAAGGCAGUUCUCUACAGAUCGCGCCCAAUUGUAAACACCAGUGCCACUCUGACAGUUCACCCCACUAUGAUCAACCCUGAGGAGAAGAACUGCAUGAUCUCCAAUGGAAACAACAGCAUUCCUGUUUCCUGCGUCAACCUGAGUUUCUGCAUAUCUGCAGAUGGGAAGCACCUUCCAGACAUCCUGGAUUUCCAGGUGGAGGUGCUUCUCGAUAGCCACAAGCACAAGCAGAAAGGGGCGGUGAAGAGGGCUUUGUUUUUGGAUUCACAGCAGCCGUUACAGCAGAAAACUGUGACGGUGAGGCGUGGCGAGCGGACGUGCAACCACACCAAGAUCUACCUAAGGGAAGAGAAAGACUUCAGGGAUAAGCUCUCCUCCAUUUAUGUGGCCUUGAACUUCAGCUUGGAUCCGUCAGCAGCAGCGGACUCCCAAGGCCUGCGGCCUAUCCUCAACUAUCAGACCACCAAUGUGAUCGAGCAGAAGACUCAAAUUCUGCUGGACUGCGGAGAAGACAACAUCUGUGUUCCUGACUUGAAGCUGGCAGUGCACGGGAACAGGAAGGAAGUCUACCUGGGUGAUGACAACUCGCUGACCUUGACUUUCAACUACAGGAAUGAGGGUGAGGGAGGGGCGUACGAGGCAGAGCUGUAUGUGAUCCUCCCUCCUGAAGCUGACUACAGCGGUAUCGCCCGAAAUAAUGAGAGCCUGACCCAGCUGACCUGCAGUUAUGAGACGGAAAACCAGACCCGAUACCUCAGCUGUGAUUUGGGUAACCCCAUGAAGCCUGGUACCGAUCUGUGGGCGGGUCUGCGUUUCACGGUGCCACGGCUGAAGGACUCACACAAAACUGUCCAGUUUGAUCUGCAGAUUCGCAGCAAAAAUGAGAACAAUUCCCACAGCGAGGUUGUCCCCUACAAGCUGGAGGUGGUUGUUCAGGCUGAUGUCAUUCUUCAAGGCGUGUCUCGACCAGAUAAGGUCUUCUUCCCGCCGGCCAACUGGAAAGUGACCAAAACCCAAGAGGUGGAGCAGGACGUCGGGCCUGCAGUGGAACACAUCUAUGAGCUUGUGAACAACGGGCCCAGUCGGAUCAGCCACACCCACCUCGAACUCCGCUGCCCCCUCAGUGUGCAGGGCCACACCAUCCUUUACCCACUGGAGUUCUCCACAGAAGGCCCCAUCAACUGCACGGCCGACAAACACAUGAACUACCUACACCUCAAACUCCAGCGCACAUCCACAGAAGCACCGAUCCUCGCGCUAAAGGCUCACGAUCACCGAGUCGAGAGGAGAGACGUCAACAGAAAUCAACUUGCUCAUUUGACAAACUUGUCCUGUUCUAACGCUGAGUGCUGGACGCUGCAGUGCAAAGUCGGUCUUCUGGAGAAGGGGACUACAGCGAUCCUCAAAGUGCGAUCCCGCGUCUGGGCCGAGACUUUCAUCGAGAGAUCCUACAAGCAGUAUGUGAUGGAGUGCCUGUCCAGAUACAGCGUGAAGACGAUGCCAUACGCCAUCCUGCCCAAACAUUCUCCAAGUGGACACAAAAAGGUGGUGACCCCAAUUGUGUGGAACAAGCCUGAUAUCGAGAACUCGGUUCCUCUGUGGAUCAUCAUAUUGGCCAUUUUGGCUGGUUUACUGCUCCUGGCUCUGCUAAUAUACGUCCUAUACAAGUUCGGCUUCUUCAAAAGGUCUCUACCGUACGGCACGGCCAUGGAGAAAGCUCAACUCAAACCACAGGCUGCCUCCGAGGCCUAGGCGAGCGAACGGAACCACAGUACAUGGCCGUAUGAUUGCAAUGGAGAAACUCGAUGGAUGUAGAGUGGAUCAGGAUGCAGUUGCGCAAAAGAGAGACCACUGGAACUCCACUGUGCUGCACUAGAAGAGACAAAAAUCCAAAGUUCUCCAAGCCAAAUGAAUGUUUCUUUUUCUUUUUUAUUUAUGUUUUUGAUGGCAGGUUGGGAUUGUUACCAGAACAGAACUUUCUCUCAAUGCCUCGAGGCUAACAUGAGACUGAACAUGUGGGAAGUGACUACAGUAGAGGCGCAGGCUACAAUCAAGUCGCCUGUUGGGGUGUCAUUAUGUGGUUUCUUGUGAUGGAGAGUUCUGUGUUAGCCUUGUUUUGGUGCUAAUGAUCUGAUGCUUUCACAUGUAGCAUGAGGCAGCCAGGAGCUGUGAUUUAUGCUGCCAGCUGAGGCCUGAAAGUAUCUGCCUGGUGUCUCCUGAACACGGGGUUUUAUUGACAGAAGAUCAGUAAACAGGUUUCAGUUAAAAAUGCAAAGUCAGCCCAAAGCAGAGGUUUAUUACCUGCCUAGAGUUUCAGGCCGAAUCCAGUGAUAACUCAUUUUUUGUUUAAUAUUUAAGUAUUACGUAAUUCAAUCCCUUUUCUGCUUCUACUCUUGCCUGAUGCAUGCUGGGAAAGGCUAACCCAGCACCCCUGCGACCCAUGAGCAGGAUAAAGCGGCAUAGAAAAGCGCACGGAUGGAUGUCUCUGAACUGUUCAUGAUAAUGAUCUCUCUCACUCAGGUUGGUGGGCAGCGCUGGGUUGUUUUUGCACUCAAAGGAAAUCUACUGAUUUAAAUCCAAAGACACCUGAGACUGACUGACUGACUGACCUUCCUUUGAGUUCUUAUUUUUGACUCCUACUGAUGAAUGAAUUUUGUUGGAAUAUUUCUGUCCUGUUUUUGCUCAUGUUCAGAAUUACCAGUGUUAGCGUAGUCAACUGGGAUGGGGGACUGGAACCACCACAGACCUGUGGAACCUCACAGUGGGCCUCGGAGCAUUGUGGUGCUUCUGCAAAAGAGCAUUUUUUUUUGCUGUUUUGACUCCUGCUUGAUUUGGAAACCCACGUGCAAGCAAAUGACUUUAAAAGAAAACCACACAUUUAUAAGCAAUGCUGUGUUGAAGUCUUGAUCCAAAGAGGGGACAAUCAGCUGUUCUGUAAGAGCAGGCAGGAUCAAUGCUUCCUUUUCAAGUGGGAAGGAUCCAUUUUGAGGUCACAGUGUGUGUUGCUGUGUACUCUCGAGUUAUUUCUGAGUAAAAGAAGACCUAUUCUUAGCUUAGAAAUGGCAGAAAUCCCACUUCCAAAAGGGCUGCAGGGACUGAACAUGUAAAUGCUUUGUGUUUUUAUGUACAUAGAUUUGAUGUGCCUUAAAUGUUAAUACUUCAUGCCUGUGGGUUAGCGUUAAGGGAUGUGUGAGUUUGCAUGUAUGUAAGUGUGACUACAUGCAUUUGUGUGAAUGGUAUAUUUAUGAAUGUUUGUUUUCGGUAUGAGCUGGUUAUUAUCCGUCCCACUGCUUCGUCUCGUUUGUCCCCGUCACCUCUGUAGCUUCAGAUGAUAGAGGUAAAGCCAUUCUGUGUGCCUAAUGUUCAUUAUAUCAUAAAGACGGUCAAUAUUCAUGAUUCA
Messenger RNA from Labrus bergylta (ballan wrasse), 5027 nucleotides. RefSeq names its product integrin, alpha 5 (fibronectin receptor, alpha polypeptide) (gene itga5). The record is from RefSeq and is a predicted model, not a curated record. Gene Ontology annotation, biological process: cell adhesion mediated by integrin; integrin-mediated signaling pathway; cell-cell adhesion. NCBI's taxonomy places the organism in Eukaryota, Metazoa, Chordata, Actinopteri, Labriformes, Labridae. Gene Ontology annotation, molecular function: integrin binding. Gene Ontology annotation, cellular component: external side of plasma membrane; integrin complex.